This is a messenger RNA of Glarea lozoyensis ATCC 20868, 2379 nucleotides long. Its product is annotated as P-loop containing nucleoside triphosphate hydrolase. Gene Ontology annotation, molecular function: ATP hydrolysis activity; ATP binding. Gene Ontology annotation, cellular component: cytoplasm; mitochondrial matrix. The record is from RefSeq and is a predicted model, not a curated record. Bases 1 to 2379 code for a protein of 792 amino acids. Gene Ontology annotation, biological process: cellular response to heat. Lineage: Eukaryota; Fungi; Ascomycota; Leotiomycetes; Helotiales; Helotiaceae. The transcript has a single exon.
AUGUUACGACAAUCGCGAUAUGCGACACGGCGCAUCGCUAAUAGCGCCACGAGAACUACAAUAGUCCGACACACCUCGCCAGCUGCCGCAAGUAUACAGCCCAUAGUCAAGUUUACACCGCGAUACUUCGCACCACUCGCGUGUCAUCGCGGAUAUGCCAAUGGCCGACCUCACCCCCCGGGCGGCACGCAUCGAAUGGAUCUUGGAGGGGGGGAGGAAAAGUCGGCGUUAGAGGAAUAUGGUGUCGACUUGACCGCUCGUGCGAGAGAUGGAAAGCUCGACCCGGUCAUUGGCAGAGAUGCAGAGAUCCAUCGGACCAUACAGGUGCUAUCAAGAAGGACGAAAAACAAUCCUGUUCUGAUUGGAAACGCUGGGACGGGUAAGACUGCCGUACUUGAAGGUCUGGCGCAGAGGAUUGUGAGGGGGGAUGUUCCAGAAAGCAUUAAGAACAAGCGUGUCAUAUCUCUGGAUCUUGGUCAGUUGAUCGCCGGGGCUAAGUUUAGAGGAGACUUCGAGGAGAGAUUAAAGAAGGUGCUCAAGGAAGUGGGAGACGCCCACGGAGGAGUCAUACUAUUUGUAGACGAGCUCCAUAUCCUGCUCGGGCUCGGAAAGGCAGAAGGCAGUAUCGAUGCUAGUAACCUUCUCAAGCCAGCACUUUCUCGAGGCGAGCUCCAGUGUUGUGGCGCUACAACCUUAAACGAAUACAGGGCCAUCGAGAAAGACGUAGCUCUAGCCAGGAGAUUUCAGCCUAUCCUGGUCAACGAACCGACCAUUCAAGACACCAUCAGUAUACUACGAGGUAUCAAGGAAAAGUACGAAGUCCACCAUGGUGUCAGAAUCACCGAUGGAGCGCUGGUUGCUGCUGCCACUUACAGCAACAGAUACAUUACAGAUCGCUUCCUACCAGACAAAGCCAUCGAUUUGAUGGAUGAAGCCGCCAGCGGCCUGAGACUGCAACAAGAGAGCAAGCCUGAGGAUAUCAUGCGCCUCGAUCAGCGUAUCAUGACUCUUCAGAUCGAGCUCGAGAGUCUUCGCAAAGAAACGGAUGUUGCAAGUAAGGAGAGACGGGAGAAAUUAGAGGCGGACCUCAAAGUAUGCCAGGAAGAGGCAAAAACCCUAACCCAGAAAUGGGAGGAGGAAAGAUCUGUGAUUGAAGGCGUCAAGAAGACAAAAGAAGACUUGGAGAAAGCAAGGGUUGAGUUGGAUCAGGCACAGCGCGAGAACAAUUUUGGACGAGCAGGAGAACUACGAUAUUCAGUUAUACCGAUGUUGGAAUCGAAAUUGCCAAAAGAAGGAGAAAGCGGUGCUACAUCUACCGAUGGAGGUUCGCUUAUCCACGACUCCGUCAAUGCAGACGACAUUGCUGCUGUGGUAUCACGUGUGACUGGAAUUCCAGUCACUAAACUCACAUCUGGUCAUGCUGAAAAGCUGAUCCACAUGGAGGACACUUUGCGCGAGUCGGUGAGAGGUCAGGAUGAGGCGCUUAAAGCUGUCGCGAACGCUGUCCGGAUGCAACGUGCCGGUUUGAAUGGAGAAAACAGACCUUUGGCAUCAUUCUUCUUCCUUGGCCCCACCGGCGUUGGUAAAACAGAACUGUGUAAAAAGAUGGCAAACUUUUUGUUCUCAACCGACUCCGCUGUCGUUCGUUUCGAUAUGAGCGAGUUCCAAGAGAAGCAUACUAUCUCACGACUCAUCGGUAGUCCUGCGGGAUAUGUUGGAUACGAUGAUGCAGGCCAGCUUACCGAGGCGAUUCGAAGAAAGCCAUAUGCGGUGCUACUGUUUGAUGAGUUUGAAAAAGCUCAUAAGGAUAUCUCUGCACUUCUUCUUCAAGUGCUGGACGAGGGUUUCUUGACCGAUGCUCAAGGUCAUAAGGUCGAUUUCCGCAACACCCUCAUUGUCUUCACAUCGAAUCUUGGAGCAGACAUUCUGGUUGGAAACAAUCCUCAACAUCCUUACCGCGAAGAGCCAGAUGGGGAAAUCAGUCCCGAGGUACGACAUGCAGUUCUCGAUGUCUUGCAGCAUAGUUUCAGCCCAGAGUUCAUAAACAGAGUGGACGAGAGUAUUAUUUUCAAGCGUCUCUCUCAUGAAGCCCUUCGAGACAUUGUCGAUAUUCGUCUGAAAGAACUCCAAAAGCGCCUCGAGGAUCGUCGUAUCACACUUCAUGUGGACGAUGAGGUUCGAGCUUGGUUAGCAGACCGCGGCUACGAUCCUAAAUACGGAGCUCGCCCUCUGAACCGACUGAUUUCCAAGCAGAUUGGUAACGGCCUAGCCGAUAAGAUUAUCAGAGGUGAAGUGAAAACCGGUGAUGAGGCAAUUGUGAAGAUCAACGCCCAAGCUGACGGACUGGACAUUAUGGCUAGAAAGCCAGCCGCCGUUUAG